AUGGGCGAAACUUUUCAAUCUCACAAAGUCAUAGAUCAUAUUAUUCCUCCGGCAAAAGGCAAGGAGAAGCCACCUAAAAUAGAGGAGGAGAAGGAGAUGUGGGACACUCUCGAUGCCACGGUUCUCCAAUGGAUCUAUGCUACUAUCUCUCAUGAUUUUUUGCACACAAUUCUUGAACCUGACACCACGACGAUGGAGGCUUGGAAUAGGUUGUGUGACAUAUUUCAAGAUAACAAACAUUCCCGCGCCGUCAUCCUUGAGUACGAUUUCACACAUACUGAAAUGGAGAACUUUCCCAAUGUAUUGGCGUAUUGUCAACACCUUAAGUCAUUGUCGGAUCAACUCAAGAAUGUCGGUUCUCCGGUGGACAACAAUCGGCUGGUUCUCCAGUUGUUUUAUAAAGCUCGCUCGAUGCUUGUGCUUGAAGAGUAUGGCCUCAACAAGGCAGCUCAAACCACAUCCUCCGCUAUGAUUACUCGUGACUCAGACAAUUAUCAUGAAACCACUGAUCAAUCGUCUUUACACAGCAAUAACAAUGGUGGAAAACGACAUCAAAAUCAUGGAAAUUCUAGCAAAAAUAAGAAUUCCGAUGGGGGCCAAGGCAAGGGUACCUCUGAUGGCGGCGGCGGCGGCUCUGGAGGUGAGGGGAAGAACGGCGACGGCAACAACCGCAAUGGUGGACAACAGCAUCAUCCCCCCGCAACUGCAUCGUCUUGGCAGCAGUGGAUGCAGUGGCCUUGGAUACAAUGGCCCGUGACUCCUUAUCCUUUCCCUACUAGGCAGUGGGCUAGGCCCAAUCUGAACUUUCAGCAGUAG
Chenopodium quinoa (quinoa) is the source of this 816-nucleotide messenger RNA. RefSeq lists its product as uncharacterized. NCBI's taxonomy places the organism in Eukaryota, Viridiplantae, Streptophyta, Magnoliopsida, Caryophyllales, Amaranthaceae. The transcript has 2 exons. Bases 1 to 816 code for a protein of 271 amino acids. The record is from RefSeq and is a predicted model, not a curated record.